CGUCCACUGCUGCUUAAUUUAUCCAGGAGUUUAGAUGAUCUCACUCACCGAGCCAACGUUGCAGCCGUGGAUCUUCCGAUAGAAAUGCUGCGUUUGAGUUUGUGUGAUCUGAUUGGUUAUUUCCGGCUGCCUGACGAAUGCUGGAGCCACGAGACCAGACAGAGCAGCAGCGGAGCGCUAAAGAACAGACAGAACCUGUUCCAGGAAGAGGUAAAAUGUGCUGCAAAGGAUUAUGGGUGUUUGGUUAUGCGUGUGUACUAUAUAAACAAAAAUCUGUGUAGCUCAUCUCUCUUUCUCUCUCAGGGUGUAAUUACUUUGGUCCUAGACUGCAUUGAUCACCUGCACCUGUAUAGCAGUGCGGCUCAUUUUGCCGAGGCUGCUGGGAAAGAGGCGGGAGAUGCAUGGGAAGCCAUUUUGAGCUCCCUCUAUGUGCUUCUGGCGGCGCUGAUCCGGGGGAAUCAGAAUAACUGCUCUCAGUUCUCCAGCUCUCUGGACUGGCUGAUCAGCAGACUGGAGAGACUUGAGGCCUCCACUGGAAUUCUUGAAGUGCUGCACUGUGUAUUAAUGGAAAGUCCAGAAGCCCUGAGUUUUAUUAAAGAAGAACACAUUCGCUCCAUCAUCACACUUUUAGACAAACACGGACGCAACCACAAGAUCCUGGAGGUGCUGUGUUCACUGUGUGUGUGUCAUGGUACAGCAGUGCGCUCUAAUCAGCACCUGAUCUGUGACACACUGCUGCCUGAGAGAGACUUACUGCUGCAGAGCCGCCUGAUGAACCACGUCACCAGUGUUCGCCCGAACAUCUACCUCUGCAUGGGAGACAACUCCGCACAGUACAGGAAGUGGUAUUAUGAGGUGGUGGUGGAGAAGGCGGAGCCUUUCGUGACACCUGAGCCUUCUCACCUGAGGGUGGGUUGGGCCUGUAGCGCAGGUUACCACCCCCCUCCAACGGGAGGUCACAGCUGGGGGUCAAACGGAGUCGGAGACGACCUGCGCUCAUACGGCUUCGACGGCCUGCACCUGUGGACAGGUGGCGUAGGUCGCAGGGUCAGCUCGGUCAGUCAGCGUCUGCUGAGGGAGGAUGAUGUCAUCAGCUGUUGCCUCGACCUCGGUGCGAAGUGUAUUUCUUUCCGAGUGAACGGGCAGCCGGUGCAGGGCAUGCUGGAGAAUUUCAACACCGACGCGCUCAUGUUUCCUGUGGUCAGUUUCUCCGCUGGAGUCAGGGUACGUUUGCUGUUCGGAGGUCAGCAGGGGGAGUUUAAAUUCCUGCCUCCUGCCGGAUUCUCACCGUGUGCUGAGGCUUUACUCCCCAGGGGGCGCUGCAGAUUGGAGCUGUGUGAAGAGGUCACACGGGGUCAGGGAAACAGCGGGCGUGAACUUUUAGGCCCUGCUGUAUCCACUGAGCCGGUGGUCUUUACCCCUACACCAGUGGAUACCAAUCAGGUGACGCUGCCUCCUCAGCUGGAGCUGAUCAGAGAGAGACUGGCUGAGAAUCUGCAUGAGCUCUGGCUGCUGGAGAAAACCGAGCAGGGAUGGACACACGGGCCGGUGAGGGAUGACAGUAAACAGGUUCACCCUGGACUGGUGGAGUUUUCCAAACUUCCAGAUCAGGAGAAACGCAGCAACCUCCAGGCCGCUGAACACACCCUGAGGUCUCUGUUGGCUCUCGGAGCUCGUAUCGGACUGUCUGAUGACCACGCAGAGGAGAAGGUCAAGUACGCCCGGCUCUCAAACAAGCAUGAACUGUGGAACGGUUACAUGCCGGCUCCGGUGGAUCAGUCCGGAGUUUCUCUAAGCGCUGCUCAGGAAGCUCUGGUGGAAGCGCUGGCUGAGAACGAGCACAACAUCUGGGCCAGAGAGCACAUCAGGCAGGGCUGGAGCUACGCACCACAGCAGGACAUUAAGGGGAAGAGGAGCCCUCAUCUGGUGCCGUUCUCUCUGUUGGAUGAGAGAAGCAGACAAUGUGCAAAAGAGUCAGCGAGGGAUGUGUUAGGAACCCUGCUUGGUUUUGGAUACUCUGUAGAAGCAUCAGAGGAAUGGCAGUCCCUGGGCCCUGACGUGAAGGCUGCGAGUGAGGAGAGGGUUCGGAUAUUCCGUGUGGAGCACACGUUCGCAGUGCAUGAUGGGAAAUGGUAUUUUGAGCUUGAGGCAGUCACUGCUGGAGAGAUGAGAGUGGGAUGGGCUCGAGUGGGAUGUCAAGCAGAUAUGGAGUUGUGGUCAGACGAGCAGGCCUACGUGUUUGAUGGCUCAAAGGGUCAGUGGUGGCAUGGGAGCACUGCCCCAUUUGGUCAUGUUUGGCAGAAGGGGGAUGUGAUUGGCUGUUUGUUGGAUUUGACUCGGAGAACCAUGAUGGUCACUUUAAACGGAGAGCUGCAGCUGAACACUUAUGGCUCUGAAAUUGCUUCCAAAGGGUUCAGUGCAACUGGUGGCUUUGUUCCUGUGUGUGUUUUGGGUGUGAAUCAGGUGGGACAGUUGAAUUUAGGCCAGCAGGUCAACUCACUGAAAUACUUCAGUGUGUGUGGGCUUCAGGAGGGCUACCAGCCUUUUGCACUGAACAUGAGCAAAGAUCCACCUCUCUGGAUGAGCUGGAGAGAGCCCUUAUUUGUACAAAUACCAGAGGACCAUCCCCGCUUACAGGUUAGUUACAUUGAUGGGACGGUUGGUCACCUUCCAGCUCUGAAGGUCACCCAGCGGUCAGUGGGAUUACCCGACAAUCUCAGCACUGAUGUUGAGUUCUAUCGCCUGAGCUUGCCCAUAGAGUGUGUACAAGUAUUCACCAAUCCUGUAGAUGGCACAGUACCUCCAGCUAGCAGUGUAGCCUGCCACAUUAAGGAACCAGAAGAAGGGGAGGUGGACUCUGACUUUGAAAUGCUGAUGAAGUCGGCCCACAGACACACAGGAACUAGAGAUGAACUAAACAACCAUAAGGAUCAUGCCCAAGAAAAGACUUCCAGACUUAAGCAAAGGUUUCUUUUGAAGAAGAAACCAGGAUUGAACACUAGUGGCUCUUCAGCCCGGCUGCUGGAGGAGGUGCUAGCGAUUGAGAGGGACAGCGCUAACCAAUUUGCCAACUGCACUAAGUACUACUAUUCUGUGAAGAUCCUACAUGGGCAGGAUCCAUCCUGUGUCUGGGUUGGAUGGGUGACUUCAAACUUCCACUCUGAUGAUCGAACCUUUGACCCGGAGAGAGUGUGUAGUGUGUCUGUCACACUUGGGGACCAAUGGGGAAAAGUUCUUAAGAGUAUCAAGUGCAGUUGCAGUUACAUGGUGUGUGCUGGAGAGGGCAGUAGUCUCUCCCACAGCCAAAGUAGCAUAAGGCUGGAGAUAGGCUGUUUGGUUGACACUGCGACUGGAUUUCUUACCUUUACUGCUAAUGGAAAGGAGAUGGGAAUCUUCUAUCAGGUGGAACCAGGCACUAAACUGUUCCCAGCAGUUUUUGCCAAAGCCACCAGUUCUGAUGUCUUCCAGUUUGAUCUUGGACGAAUUAAGGGUGCGUUGCCACUGUCUGCUGGUUUGUUUCGGAGCGAAAGGAAAAACAUGGAGCCUCAGUGUCAUCCCAGGCUUACUGUCCAAUCCCUGAUACCCAUGAGGUGGACACGGCUCCCCGAACAUGCCCCGCAGGUAGAGCUGAUACGGCUUGAGGAGAGGCAUGGCUGGAGGGCACAGUGCGCAGACAGUCUACAGGUCAUGACCCUGCACAUCCCUGAGGAGGACAGGAGCAUCGACAUUCUCGAACUCUCUGAAUUGGACAACCUGCUCAAGUUCCAUGACCACACUCUCCGUCUCUAUUCCGCCCUCUGUGCCCAUGGAAACAUACCCGUAAGCCACGCCUUGUGCAGCCACAUCGACCAGUCACAGCUUCUGUUUGCGUUGCGCUGUUCUAGAAUGCCUGGAAAUCUGCGAGCUGGUUUCUAUGACCUAUUAAUGACUGCCCACCUCAGUGUCCAUAGCAGUGCCAGGCAGGCUACCAUCCACGAGUAUAUUGUGCCCAUGACUGACGCCAUGCGGACUAGUACACGUUCUCAAAACAACAGAAAGCAACAUAGACUCCCAGGCAGUAACACCAGCACCUCUCUGCAACCGAGAAUGCACUUCAGCUCACCUUGUUUUGUUAGAGCUAGCGGCAACAGUUUUGAUAACAGGUCCAAUAGAUCUGAGCAGGGUUCCUGUCAAUAUAGUCCUGAAUUCCCAAUGGAUAUGCUGAAAGCUGUAAUGACAGCCAUGUUGGAGGAGGCAGUGCACUCAGUAGGGAAGAGUAUAAGAGACCCUGUAGGAGGCAGCAUAGAGCUAAUGCUUGUUCCUCUUCUCCAACUCCUCCACACACUCCUACUCAUGGGUGUAUAUCAUCACUCAGAUCUACGGCGUCUGCUUUCCUUCAUCCUUCCCUCUGUUUACAUGAGGGAAAAUAAUGCAGGAGAAUUAAUAGAUGGAGAUGGAGAGAAUUAUUACGAGAUACUGGGGAAGGAGAAAGAAGGAAGAGCCCUUCCUGAACAAAAGACUUUGUUACAGAUGAAGCUACCAGAAGCAGUUAAACUACAGUUGUGUCACCUGCUACAGUAUCUGUGUGACUGUGAGGUGCGUCACAGGGUCGAGGCCAUAAUGACCUUGUCUGCUGACCUUGUGGGUCGUCUCCAGGGCAACCAGCGCUCUCGCUACAUGAAUGUCAUGGAGGCACUCAACAUGUCUGCUGCUCUCACUGCUCGCAAGACCAAGGAGUUUCGCUCUCCACCUCAAGAACAGAUGAACCUGUUGCUUAACUUCCGAGACAUGGAGCAGGAUUGCCCCUGCCCUGAGAAGAUUAGAGAGUUGCUCUGGGAUUUCCAUCUGGAUCUCAGAAGUAAUUGUGUUGAAACUGAUGAAAACUUGGGUGCUGAAGAUGAUGAGAGUCAGCCUAUCCGGAAUCGAUUAAGAGACCUGGUGGACAAAAUGUCUCGUCUAAAGAGGAGGAUGUCUGGUGUGGUUGAAAAGGAUGUUGUGGCUAAACCUGUUUCUCUACAGUGGCUGAUCUCAGAUACUGUGAUGCGUUGGACUCACGAGGGACCGCUGGAAGACCCGGUUCUGGUACGGGCCGCCUUUGGACUCCUACGUUACCAGUACGCCGGCCUGUCUGGCAAAAUGGCCGCCCCGUUACAAAAAGCCUACUGCAUCACGCAAAACUCGGUAGAGGACACGCUUGGCCUGCAGGAGGCACUUGGACGGAUCCGCUCACUACUCACAGCUAGAAUGGGCAUAGAAGAAGAGGAACUCAUGAUCCGAGGACUUGGUGAUAUCAUGAAAAAUAAAGUGUUCUACCAGCACCCGAACCUGAUGAGGGCACUGGGUAUGCACGAGACUGUCAUGGAGGUGAUGGUUAAUGUCCUGGGCACCAGAGAAUCCAAGGAAAUCAGGUUUCCAAAGAUGGUGGCCCACUGCUGCCGUUUCCUGUGUUAUUUUUGUCGAAUCAGCCGCCACAACCAGAAAGCCAUGUUUGAUCACCUGAGCUACCUAUUGGACCACAGCAGCGUCGGACUUGCAUCUCCCUCCAUGCGAGGCUCAACUCCUCUGGAUGUGGCUGCGGCUUCUGUGAUGGACAACUACGAGCUGGCAUUAGCGCUCACAGAGCCAGACCUGGAGAAGGUGGUGCAGUAUUUGGCAGGCUGCGGUUUGCAGAGUUGUACACUGCUGCUCUCUAAAGGAUACGCAGACAUCGGCUGGAAUCCUGUCGAGGGCGAGCGAUACCUGGACUUACUGCGCUUUGCUGUCUUCUGCAACGGUGAAAGUGUGGAAGAGAACGCAUAUGUCGUUGUCCGGCUCCUGAUUCGCCGCCCCGAAUGCUUUGGCCCCGCCCUCCGAGUAGAGGGAGGAAACGGUCUCUUAGCAACCAUGGAGGAUGCCAUCAAGAUCUCAGAAGAGGAGAGUGGAGAGUGCUUUUCUAAAGCCUAUCAGUCCAGUAGCACACUCGACACUCUUGGUGAUGAAGAUGAUAAUGUCAUCCACAUGGGACACGCCAUCAUGACCUUUUACUCCGCUCUUAUAGACCUGCUGGGCCGCUGCGCUCCAGAGUUGCACCUGAUAGAGGCCGGUAAAGGCGAGGCUGUUCGUAUAAGGGCCAUCUUGAGAUCUCUGAUCCCCGUGAACGACCUGGAAGGAGUCAUCAGCAUCCCUUUCCCGCUCCCUUUUCUGGACAAAGAUGGUUGCAUGAUGGAGCCGGACAUGUCCAGGUGCUUCUGUCCAGAUCACAAGGCAUCCAUGGUGCUGUUUCUGGACCGAGUCUAUGGUGUCCAGGACCAGAACUUUCUGCUCCACCUCCUUGAGAAAGGUUUCCUGCCAGAUCUUCAAGCAGCCGUUAGCAUGGAUAAUAGUGGACUGGGUAGUACGGACAUGGCGUUGGCUCUGAACCGUUACUUGUGCGGGUCCGUGCUACCAUUGUUAAGUAAGUGCUCGUCGCUGCUACGUGGACUUCCUCUCGUUAGGACAGGAACGGUGGACGACUUCCUACAAGCACUCUACCGUCUCUCUAAAGCCAGCAGCCUCACCAAAGCCCAACACGAUGCCAUCCAGACCUGCCUGCUCUCUGUGUGUGGAAAACUGAAGCCGUCCCUGUUGCAGCCCCUACUGCGAAGUCUCGCGGUUGACGUCCCACAGCUGUCCGAGAGCACCAAGAUGCCACUUAAGCUUCUGACCGAUCAUUAUGAGCAGAACUGGAAGUACUACUGCACGACUGGUGGACGUGGGGGGUUUGGCUCCGCCUCAGAGGAGGAGCUUCAGCUCAGCAGGAAGCUGUUUUGGCAUGUUUUCAGAGCAUUGACCAAAAAGACGUAUGACGCCGAGACGUCCGAGGCGUCCGUCGGAUGUCUGGUUGCCGUGUCCGGUGCUGUUCCUCCUGAUCACGUCGACCUCACCUGCACAGCUGGCUUGGACACGCACUCUUCCCUGGACUCAGAGGGACGCUUCUGUCCUCAACCUCUGGACACGUCCGAUGUAACAGUGCCUGAGGGAUUGGAGUAUGUGGUGAAUAAAUACGCAGAACACACACACGAGAAGUGGUCACUGGAGAAGUUUGCUAAUGGUUGGGUUCACGGAGAGCAGAUGUGUGAGAGCUCUAAGGUUCACCCACUCCUGAAGCCCUACAGAGCCUUAUCGGAACGAGAUAAAGAGAACUACAGAGCGGCCAUUAAAGAGACCGUGAAAAGCAUGCUGGUCUUGGGCUGGACCAUCGAGCGGUCGAAAGAGGGGGAUACGAGGGACCUCCAUCACCUCUCCAGGAGGAUCUCACAGUCUGGCCAGCUGUCAUUUGAGGGAACCUCCAUGUUCAGUCCCAAACCAGCAGACACCAGCAGCAUCAUGCUGACCUGGGAUCAGUAUGCUAUGGCGGAACAACUGGCGGAAAAUUACCACAACAUCUGGGCCCAGAAGAAACUCCAGGAACUGCAAGCUAAAGGAGGGGGCAGUCACGCACUGCUGGUGCCGUAUGACUCUCUGAGUGGCCGAGAGAAGAGCCGAAUCCGAGAGAGAGCGCGGGACGUCCUGAAGUUCUUCCACAUCAAUGGAUACACCGUGUGGAGAGAGAGAAAACCUCCCGAGUCCGAUUGUCCCUCUAUCUCAGGCCGCUUUGCGUACCGUCUCCUCCAGCAGGCGCUCUCCUGUACCGAACAAGUGCAGGAAAAGAUGCUGGAGCUGGAGGUUGCUCAGGCUAGAGGGCAACCGGGAACAGCAGAAGACAUGUGUCACGAGCAGCAGAUGCGUUUCUUCAUCAAAGUUUGUACACGCAGUCCACUCCGUAUUUCAGUUUCAGGCUUCUUGGGUAAAGAUGCUCGGUGUGUGGUGAGCUGUCUGCAGAUCCUGGCACGCUCUCUGGACGCGAAGGUAGCGAUGAAGAUGGCGACGGAAUGUGUGCGUUCAGCCCUGCACUCAUUCUUCGAGGCUGCGGCGGUGGACUUGGAGCUGGCGGUAGACAGCGUGACCCCGGGGGUCAUCCAGUUUCGAGGAGAUAGAGAAGUUCUGACUUACACCACCGCUGCACUGCUCCCAGUCCUGACCUCUCUGUUUAAACAUACAGCUCACGGCCAGAGCUCACUCGACCUCAUGGGCGUGUCCAUCGCAGCCAAGGAUUCGUCCUGGACCCUCCCCUCCUUACAGGAAGCAUUGGCAGAUGUUGAAGACGUUCUGGAGGCGGAGUCAGCGGCUCGCCACGCCCUUCUGUCCCGAGUCAUGGAGGUAACUGUUCCUCUACUGUGCAGCUACGUGUGUCGUUGGGGUGAAGAGGAUAGUCUGGGGUCUGAGGGGCAGCAGGGGGCAUCAUGCUCCUCUCUCACACCCUCACACACCAACGCCCUGCUGGGACAAAUCCUCGCCAUCAUCCACGUCCACCUAGGCAGACACGAGUGCACCUGGAUGAAACGGAUUGCGGGUUUUGUCCAGCCGAUGGUCCGUAAUGCGGAACCCGGUCUCCUGACGAGUCGCAUCCUGCCUCUGAUGGAAAAGCUGAAGAAGAGGGCGGAGUCAGUGCUGCAGGAGGAGGAGAGCAUGAAGAUUGAGGGGUGUGGUGAUGUGGCAGAGAUGGAGCUGGCGGUGCAGGAGAAGUUUGCGGUGUUGGUGCAGGACAUCUACGCUGUUUAUCCCCUUCUCAUCCCGUUUGUCGAGCAUCACAGGAUACUCUGGCUGAGGGAGAUGAACGCAGAUGCUGAGAGACUCUUCAGUCUGGUUGCUGAUGUUUUCACUUUCUGGGCCAAAUCUCAUAACUUUAAGUGGGAGGAGCAGAACUUUGUAGUACAGAACGACAUCAACAACAUGACCUACCUGGUAAACAGCAGGAACAGCCAAAUGACAAAGAGAGAGUGUGAAGAGGAGAGGAGGAAGGUGAAGAGGAGCAAGGACGAGCGUUACUCCACACACACUUCUCUUAUCGUGGCCUCUCUGAAGAAGCUCCUCUCUGUUGGUCUGAAUCGAUGCUGUCAGAGAGAUAGAGACCUCAUUACUCUCGCCAAGAACCGCUUCGCUGAGAAAGAUACGGAGGAGGAAGUUCGAGCUUUCAUUUGCAUCAGCCUUCAACAGGUAAACCAGGAUGUUUCUCACUCUUUACUGGAUGAACGUCGUGUUGAAAGUGUUUUGGCUGUGGCCCGUGUGCUUUUCUAUCUGGAUCAGGUACGAGAGAUCUUCAGGGUCAUUAGAUCUGCCAAUUUGUUCAUCAGCUCUUUUAUAAUUUGUACUCAUUCAUUCUGUGAGCUGUUUGUUUAUUCUCACAUCAUUGAGUUCAGGCUGGAGGAAGACGGUCUGUACCUGGCCUACACUGACAUCAUGGCCAAGAGCUGCCAGGCCGAGGACGAGGACGGGCGUGAUGAGGUGAAAUCCUUUGAGGAGAAAGAGCUGGAGAAACAGAGACUCUUGUAUCAACAAGCCAGACUACAUGAACGUGGAGCUGCGGAGAUGGUUCUCCAGAGGCUCAGUGCCAGCAGAGGUGUUACGGGGCACUCAGUGGAGGCCACUCUUAAACUCGGCAUCGCCAUGCUGAACGGAGGAAACACAGACGUACAGCAGAAAAUGCUGGACUAUCUGAGAGUGAAAAGAGAUGUGGGAUUCUUUCACAGCCUGGCGAGCCUCAUGCAGUCCUGCAGUGUUUUAGACCUGAAUGCUUUCGAGAGGCAGAUGAAAGCCGAGGGUUUAGGAACUGCAGCUGAUGGCAACGCGGGUGAUAAGGUUAUGGCAGAUGAGCCGCUGACUUGUGAUCUCUUCCGCUUCCUCCAGUUGCUUUGUGAAGGACAUAAUGCAGAUUUUCAGAACUAUCUGAGGACUCAGACAGGAAACAAUACCACAGUAAAUAUUGUCAUCUCUACUGUGGACUACCUGCUCCGACUGCAGGAGUCCAUCAGUGACUUUUACUGGUAUUACUCUGGGAAAGAUGUGAUUGAUGAACACGGCCAGCGUAACUUCUCUAAAGCCAUCAGGGUGGCCAAACAGGUCUUCAACACGCUCACAGAGUAUAUCCAGGGUCCAUGCACUGGCAACCAGCAGAGUUUGGCCCACAGUCGGCUGUGGGACGCUGUGGUGGGCUUUCUCCAUGUUUUCGCCCACAUGCAGAUGAAGCUUUCUCAGGAUUCGAGUCAGAUUGAGCUGCUGAAGGAACUGAUGGAUCUGCUAAAAGACAUGGUGGUGAUGCUGUUGUCUAUGCUUGAAGGAAACGUUGUGAAUGGCACAAUCGGCAAACAGAUGGUGGACAUGCUGGUGGAGUCAUCCAGCAACGUUGAAAUGAUCCUCAAGUUCUUUGACAUGUUCCUGAAACUCAAAGACCUCGUAUCCUCUGAUGCCUUCAAAGAAUAUGACCCUGACGUACAAGGACUUAUCUCCAAGAAGGACUUCCAGAAGGCCAUGGAGGGCUACAAACGGUACACUCUAUCUGAGAUGGAUUACCUCUUGUCUUGCGCAGAGACGAACGAGACCAAGCUCCUGGACUAUCGUGCGUUUGUGGCGCGUUUUCACGAACCCGCCAAAGACAUCGGUUUCAACGUGGCUGUCCUUUUGACCAACCUGUCAGAGCACAUGUCUCAUGACGCUCGACUACGGAACUUUCUGGAGUUAGCUGACAGCGUGCUCAGGUAUUUCCAGCCUCACCUGGGCAGGAUUGAGAUCAUGGGCAGCGGGAAACGGGUCGAGAGGGUCUACUUUGAAAUCAGCGAGUCGAGCCGGAUGCAGUGGGAGAAACCACAGGUCAAGGAGAGCAAGCAUCAGUUCAUCUUCGACAUUGUUAACAAGGGAGGAGAGAAAGAAAAGAUGGAGCUCUUCGUGAACUUCUGCGAGGACACCAUCUUCGAGAUGCAGCUGGCCGCCCAGAUCUCUGCCUCCGACCGUGAUGAUGAGGUGCUGGGAAUAGAGGAUGAUGGAGUGGAUGAGAAGGAGGAGGAUAAGAACUCUGCUACAGAUAAUGAUGACACUAAAGUAGAGCAGAGAGGCUUUUCUUUGAUGGCGAUGAUGAAGCGGCUUCUCCUGGCCCCUCUCUGUGGCCUGAUGAUGAUAAUGUGUCUCCUCUCCAUAAGGAACGUGAAGAGGCAGAUAAAAAGGAUGACCAUGAAGGGUCUCAUUUUGGCCAUCGCUCUCUUCUUCCAGAAGGUUUUGUCAGCCAUUUUGCAUACCAUCUUAGACACCAUCUGCUUUUUCCUACACGUCCUCUAUCUUGUCUUUCUCAGUGGUUGCAUUAUCGAGUUCGCCAAAGAGACCAAACUCUCUGAUUUCUUCAGAGAUCUGACGGACCCGACCCUGGAUGACGUCACAGGGGUAAACGAAGGGGUAAUCCACAAGAACAAAGGUCCCUCACAGACCAGAUCGUCCCAUGGUGACCUUCAAGCAAUGACUCUCGACUUAUCGGCUGUGUCCAAAAACCCUCAGAUACUUACCGAUAUAUUUGGUCUCCAGUUAAGAAAGGAUGGAGGACAGUAUAUGCUAAUUAGUCGAGAUUCCAAUGCCAGCAUUGGUGAAGUAAUGAAUCCUUCUAAAUAUCAGGUGAUACAUACACAUAUACUAGGUGAGGACAAUGAGAAGAAGGACAAGAGGAAGGAAGAUGAGGCGAAACGCAGAUUCAGGAGGAUGAGCUUGCACAAAGCAGCGGAGCCUGAGGUUGAAGAAUCAGCGACGUGGAAAAUAAUCGACUCUCAGAAGACAAAACUGCUCAAUUAUUUUGCCAGGAAUUUCUACAACAUGCGAGUGCUGGCGCUGUGUGUGACCUUCGGCAUCAACUUCAUUCUUCUGUUCUACAAGGUUUCUUCUAGUGAAGCUGAAGGCGUGGCCAUGCCGGACCUCGGCGAUGAGAAUGAUGACUCUAAGAGUGUGCGUUUUAUUCUGGGAGAAAGUGGUUAUAUGAAGUCUGUGCUCCACAGUCUGGCUCUGUUACACACUCUUAUCUCCUUCUGCUCCAUCAUCGGCUACUACUGUCUGAAGGUUCCUUUAGUAGUGUUCAAGCGGGAGAAGGAGCUAGCACGUAAGCUGGAGUUCGACGGUUUGUACGUCAUACGGCAACCUGCCGAUGAUGACGUCAGGGGCCAGUGGGACCGGCUGGUCAUAAACACGCUAUCUUUUCCGAGUAAUUACUGGGACAAAUUUGUGAAGAGGAAGUCCGUGGUUUUGUUUGUAUUGUGGCAGGUGAUGGCCAAGUACAGCGAGUUGUACGGCUCAGAGAGGAUCAGUGGGCUGCUGGGUUUGGAUAAGACAACACUGGAUUUCAGCUACGAAGCCCGGAACGGAAGAAGACCAGCCCGAGAACUACUGAACUCCAUUGACAUGAAAUAUCAGAUCUGGAAACUUGGAGUGGUGUUCACCGACAACUCAUUCCUCUAUCUUGCCUGGUACAUGCUGCUGUCCAUUUUGGGCCACUACAAUAAUUUCUUCUUCGCCGCUCACCUCUUGGACGUCGCCAUGGGCUUUAAAACGUUACGCACCAUACUGUCUUCCGUCACGCACAAUGGAAAACAGUUGGUUCUGACUGUGGGACUGUUGGCCGUGGUCGUAUAUCUCUACACCGUCGUCGCCUUCAACUUCUUCCGCAAGUUUUACAAUACAAGUGAAGAUGGCCAAACUCUGGACAUGAAGUGUGAUGACAUGCUGACGUGUUAUAUGUUCCACAUGUACGUGGGCGUGCGUGCCGGAGGGGGGAUCGGCGAUGAGAUCGAAGACCCGGCCGGAGACGAAUCUGAGUUCUACCGCGUCGUCUUCGACAUCACGUUCUUCUUCUUCGUCAUCGUCAUCCUCUUGGCCAUCAUUCAGGGUCUGAUCAUCGACGCAUUUGGAGAGCUGAGAGACCAGCAGGAGCAGGUGAAAGAGGACAUGGAGACGAAAUGUUUUAUCUGCGGCAUUGGGAGUGAAUAUUUUGAUGCCGUCCCUCAUGGCUUUGAGACUCACACGCUGCAUGAACACAACCUGGCCAACUACUUGUUCUUUGUGCAGUACCUCAUCAAUAAAGAUGUGACGGAACACACAGGGCAGGAGUCCUACGUGUGGAAGAUGUACCAGGAACGCUGCUGGGAGUUUUUCCCAGUCGGAGACUGUUUCCGAAAACAGUAUGAGGAUCAGCUUGGUUAAAUAUACUGACAUUAAGGACUCGUCUUAUUAAUAUGUUCCCAUUCUCUGAUAUGGAAAUAAUUCAUAUAUAUUUUCGAUGCAACAGGCAGUUGUUGCAUUCUGCAUAUUUUUGACACUGAUUCUGUUGGUUUGGAUGCAGUGCGGAGGAAUGGUGGGGCUCCUGGACGCUUUUGAUUGGUUACGAAUAAGGCCGGGGUUAGUGCUUAUAACGUUUCAUGAAAUUACUCUCCCUCGUUAGAACUAGGUUUAAUGUGAGCUCUAAUUACACACACAUCUGUCCAGUACGAAAUAUGAUAUUGUUCCACACAUCUGCUCGGGUAAAGCAGAAGGAACUGAUUUUCUCAUAAUACUUCGAGCUCAAGUUCUAUUUAAAAACAAAAACAAAUUAUUGCCUAACAAUACACAUUUCGAACAUUCAAGACCAACACACCAGAGCUAGUACGACUAAUAAGUAAAUAAAUAUCAGCCAAUGCAAUGCAGUAUUCAUUCAGUCUUUCAUCUUCAAUAAGUGCUUUAUCCUGGUCAGGAUCAUGGCGCAUCCGGAGUCUAUCCUGAGAAUGCUAGGCAGGGAUACACCAAUCUGUCUCAGGAGAACCCAGAGGAACCCCAGGCAGAUACACAGACAGUAACCCAAGCUCCGAAUCGAACCAGGAAGCUGCACCACUGUCUGUACAAACAUUAAAAGCCCACGAUGUUUCAGUUUACGAACCAUAAAAAAAAAAGAACAGUCGCACCAAAUGACAUAGCUUUAAUGUAGCCUAAUUUAAACGUACACCUCGCUUACUUCAGUACUCUUCUGUAUUGCUCAGUGAUUCUGUGAGCGAUGCUGCCAUGUGCAGAGUACAGUAAAAAGAACAUUUAUUACCAUCAAUCUGUUUUGUUUUCUUUGUAUUUUGUUAGCAGGAGUUCUUCAUGCAGAUCACUGCAAAUGAAACACAAGGUACAGAUGGAUAAAUCAAGUCACCAUUUAUU
Molecule: messenger RNA, 14016 nt
Organism: Ictalurus furcatus (blue catfish)
Lineage: Eukaryota; Metazoa; Chordata; Actinopteri; Siluriformes; Ictaluridae
Gene: ryr2b
Product: ryanodine receptor 2b (cardiac)
Exons: 82
Coding region: 85-13044 (4319 amino acids)
Biological process (GO): calcium ion transmembrane transport; intracellular calcium ion homeostasis
Cellular component (GO): Z disc; sarcolemma; smooth endoplasmic reticulum
Molecular function (GO): protein binding; calcium ion binding; ryanodine-sensitive calcium-release channel activity
Source: RefSeq, a predicted model, not a curated record